AUGAGCUGCUUUGGUUGUUGUGGUGGUGAGGAUUUUCGCCGAGUUGCUGAAACCGGACCAAAGCCAGUGCACAACGCAGGAGGUUACAAUGGAGGACACCAUCAAAGGGCUGAUCCACCUAAGAACCCACCAGUCAUUCAGAUGCAGCCUAUCUCCGUACCAGCCAUUCCAGCAGAUGAAUUGAAGGAGAUAACCGAUAACUAUGGUUCAAAGUCCUUGAUUGGUGAGGGCUCAUAUGGAAGAGUGUUUUACGGUGUUCUUAAAAGCGGUAAGGCAGCUGCCAUUAAGAAACUGGAUUCGAGCAAGCAACCUGAUCAAGAAUUUCUCGCCCAGGUAUCGAUGGUUUCAAGAUUGCGACAAGACAAUGUUGUUGCACUUCUGGGUUAUUGCGUUGAUGGUCCACUCCGUGUUCUUGCUUAUGAAUAUGCUCCUAAUGGAUCUCUUCAUGAUAUUCUUCAUGGUCGAAAAGGUGUCAAAGGAGCACAGCCAGGUCCUGUUCUGUCUUGGAACCAGAGAGUCAAAAUUGCUGUUGGUGCUGCCAGAGGACUCGAGUACUUGCAUGAGAAGGCAAACCCUCAUGUCAUCCACCGAGACAUCAAAUCCAGCAAUGUACUUCUGUUCGACGAUGAUGUUGCCAAGAUUGCUGAUUUCGAUCUGUCCAACCAAGCCCCUGACAUGGCUGCUCGCCUUCACUCAACUCGUGUGUUGGGAACCUUUGGCUAUCACGCUCCAGAGUAUGCAAUGACGGGAACAUUGAGCACAAAGAGUGAUGUCUAUAGUUUUGGCGUUGUUCUGCUGGAGCUGCUCACAGGUCGUAAGCCAGUUGAUCAUACCUUACCGCGUGGACAGCAGAGUCUUGUAACAUGGGCAACCCCUAAACUGAGUGAAGACAAGGUGAAGCAGUGUGUUGAUGCAAGACUAAACGCAGAAUAUCCUCCCAAAGCUGUUGCCAAGCUGGCUGCGGUAGCUGCGCUGUGUGUGCAAUACGAGGCGGAUUUCAGGCCAAACAUGAGCAUAGUGGUGAAAGCACUUCAGCCUCUGCUCAAUCCUCCUCGCUCUGCUCCCCAAACUCCACUCAGGAGCAACAACCCUUAUUGA
Molecule: messenger RNA, 1098 nt
Organism: Arabis nemorensis
Lineage: Eukaryota; Viridiplantae; Streptophyta; Magnoliopsida; Brassicales; Brassicaceae
Source: the annotation of a GenBank genome assembly